AUGCGUUUCACUACCGUCGCUGCCAUCCUUGCUUUCGCUUGCGCUGCCGUUGCAGCUCCUCAAGGCCAUGACGGCGGUAAUGGAAACAAUGGCGACGUAAACAAGGGCGAUGGAAACAAUGGCAAUGGCCACAAUGGUGAUGGCCACAAUGGUGAUGGCCAGCAGAGCCAUGGCGAGAAGGAGCCAGAUCGCGUUGGCUACUGCUGUGCAUAUGGCUCUACGCCCUCUGGUGCAAGCGUUACCUCGGUGAACCCAAUUGGGGAGCCACUGGGAUGCACGUUGAAGCAGGCGGAAUGCACUGGUGAUAGAUUUUACAUUCCCUGGGAAUGCGUGAAGGAACCCGACUCAGACAAAACCAGAUGCGAAUGUCUAGGCGCUGAGUGCCCAAACGGUCCCUCAGGAGGCCCCCUCGUUGAACUUCUAGACUCUCUUCCCGUCCCCUCCAAGUAA
Aspergillus pseudotamarii is the source of this 450-nucleotide messenger RNA. RefSeq lists its product as uncharacterized. The transcript has 2 exons. Bases 1 to 450 code for a protein of 149 amino acids. The record is from RefSeq and is a predicted model, not a curated record. Lineage: Eukaryota; Fungi; Ascomycota; Eurotiomycetes; Eurotiales; Aspergillaceae.